AUGCAGUCAUCCAACACUGUCUACGAAGUCGACUUCAAGUGGAAGAAGAUGAAGGCUUUAGUCUCUGAGAAAGAUCCUCAGACAGACACCUCAACGCCCAAGUACAUCGUCGACUAUCAUGCUUUCAAAUGCACCGCCCUCGUCUUCCAUCCUUACGAUGACCCAGAAGCUGUAAUCGGCACCGGUACACUUCACCCCGUCACAAUCCACGCGACCUACGAGCUCCACGGCCAAAAAGGCACUAUCAAAGCACUAAAGCGCUUCGUGACAUCAUACACCCACCUAUCAUACAACUACUCCAACAAUCCUGACGGAACACCCGCUGCUAUGAAAUGGACGAGCGGCAGUAGCUUCAAGACAUGGGACUUCAUCUGCCUCGACGAGCAAGAGUCUGCAGUGGCCAAGUUUUCUGCCAACUGCUGGUCACUCAACAAUAUCGGAUGUGUCGAGUUUCUAGGGCCCAAGGCCAAUGAUCCUGCGGCAAGGGAAGAGAUCUUGGUAACUGGUAUGACAUUGUUUUAUCAGAUGGUCCUUCGUGCGACCAACUUCUUAAAUUUUGGUGGUGCUAUUUUUGCAAGGGCAGGGCCGUUGGACAAGGAGGCUGCGCCCAAGAGACCGAUGGAAAAUGUGGACGGCAAGAGUAUCAAUGGAUCGGAAGCGACUUCAGGAAUAGAUACAGGCUUUGAGAAACCAUAG
Messenger RNA from Fusarium musae, 696 nucleotides. RefSeq lists its product as uncharacterized. The record is from RefSeq and is a predicted model, not a curated record. Lineage: Eukaryota; Fungi; Ascomycota; Sordariomycetes; Hypocreales; Nectriaceae. The transcript has a single exon. Bases 1 to 696 code for a protein of 231 amino acids.